This is a messenger RNA of Dinoponera quadriceps, 1889 nucleotides long. Its product is annotated as IQ domain-containing protein G. Gene Ontology annotation, cellular component: motile cilium; cytoplasm. The record is from RefSeq and is a predicted model, not a curated record. Lineage: Eukaryota; Metazoa; Arthropoda; Insecta; Hymenoptera; Formicidae. Gene Ontology annotation, biological process: cilium organization. Gene Ontology annotation, molecular function: protein binding.
AUGGCUCAACAUGGGUAUGGUAAACUCGGAAGAAAAUUGCUCACGGUGGGUUACAUAGAGGGCCCGGAAAGACUGGUGAAUUCGGUCAUCACGCACGAGAGUAGAGAACGGCGCUCUCUCGCUGCUACCACCACCGACACCGCCCUCGCGCCUCGCCACAUCGGGCGCGGCAGGAACGCGCCGUCGCGACGCCGCCUCGAGAACACGCAAGCGCACCCCCGACGCGAUGCGACCGGCGACUUGCGAACUCGCGAUAAACCCGGUCCAAUUCGCGAAAAUACGAUGGCGACGAUAGAAGCUGACAGUCCUGCCGGAUUCUCGCCUGCGGAACGCGAGGCCGUCUUGGAGGUCCUCGAGGAGUGCGCGGACUCAUUGGCCGUUUACCAAAACACCCUGAGACAGCCGGCGACCGCAAACGCUUUCCCCGAGAUUGGGAUUUCGGAAACGUCAAUUCUGCAGUCACUCGCCGGAGACGCCGCCGCGGAGAUGACGGAUUCACGAAGGGAAGCUGCGCGUGAAAAGCUCCGACAAGACAGUUUGUACGUGGGCAAUAUAAUACGGGACUUGAAGCGGGAAAUUAGCGAGCGCGGUACUAUCGAGGUAUUAAUCGGGGAGAUCGAGAGGAUCACGUCGCAGGAGGAGCAGGAGCGUCUUUUAUCGGAGCAGCACGAAAGGGUGCAGACGAUCGUGGCCGAGUUACGAAAGGCAACCGCCGAUGAGAAAACGUCGAACGAGGAGGCGGAGGAACGCUUAACGAAGAAGCUCACUUUGACACGGGACGAGAAGGAGAGGCUGAAACUAAUUAAGGACGCGGAGAUGAGAUACGUCCGAGCGUGGGAGGAGGCACGUCGCGAGCAGAAUAUACUGCGUUAUGAGUUGGAGAUGGACAAACUGGCCAAGGCUCUGGACGAUUGUAACGUGCGCGAAAGCAACGAGAAUUGCGUGAAUAGCGAAUUGAUGCGCUACUUGACGCAACGUACAGCGCUCAUCGAGAAUCGAAUCGAGGAAUGGCGACGUAGGUACGAUCGGGAGAAGAAAAUGUACGAGAAGGAGAUCCGUAAAGUGCGCAAUGAGAUAGAAGACGCUCGCGCGGACUUGGAGGGACUCACAACGGAGUACCGCAGUAACCAGGAAUUCAUCGACACAUACCUUGCGGAGCAGGAGGCGCUCAGAAGGCAAAAGGAGCACGAGGAUCACGUGCGCCGUAGCGCAAUCAGGAUGCAAGCCUGGUGGAGGGGCGUUAUGGUGCGCCGGAAGUUGGGGCCGUAUCGACCAGAGGAGAAAAAGAAGAAGCGAGCCGUUAAGACGAAGAAAUAACUUUCCCGGCUUUAAGUCGCUCUUAAACCUUGUACACCGCGUCAGUCAACUCCAAUUCGUUCUACCUGACCGGGUAGACGGCUAUUAAUUUAUCAGCGGCCUGAUCGAGGUCGCAACUGCUUAAUUGAUCUCCCGUGCUGUUAAUUCAUUCCCCUAUUUGAUUAUUAUUUAUAUUAUUACAGUACGCGAGUUUUCGGAGGAAGAGAGAGAGGGGGAUUAAUUUUAAUCUGGAAACUCGAGAACGUCGACCGUCCGCGGAAAAAGCGCGUUGAAAUUAUUUUCGUUCGCUCGACACAAACUCAUUGUCGUCCGCGGGUGGGAUCGGAAGGGAGUACGAUUCGCGCACGAGCGUUACUUGCGAGAAUUUUUUUUUGCCCGUAAAGAAAAUAUUGAUCCCAUUUUCGAAACUGGAUCGCAGCGACCGGAAAUAUAAUGUGCCUUUAUCUUAUUUUUUUUCUAUAUUCGACGUGAUAUAAGAUUAACGUAAACGUGACAGAAACGCGGACUUCGAGGCCGUUGGAAAAUACGUGUCACACUCGACGUGUCGCAUGUUGAGAAACGCGAACAGCGGC